Messenger RNA from Paramacrobiotus metropolitanus, 928 nucleotides. Its product is annotated as BTB/POZ domain-containing protein 6-like. The record is from RefSeq and is a predicted model, not a curated record. The coding region runs from base 119 to 928 and encodes 269 amino acids. Gene Ontology annotation, cellular component: P-body; cytosol. Gene Ontology annotation, molecular function: protein binding. The transcript has 8 exons. NCBI's taxonomy places the organism in Eukaryota, Metazoa, Tardigrada, Eutardigrada, Parachela, Macrobiotidae. Gene Ontology annotation, biological process: neurogenesis.
UUUGCAGACUUGCAGUUACAAGUUACAGAAUUAUUUUUCACUUUCUGAAUAUCGGAAAAAUUAUUGGAUUUUAACCUUUUGCAUUGAGUGAUAAGCUGCCAAUCCCAUAAAUCUAGCCAUGUCCAUGAGCGCAGCUUCGCCGACUCUUCCAGACAACGGAAAGCCUGGUGCAGGAAUCGAUGGGAUUGUCCACUUCGUCAAGCAGCCAUUGGCGAGAGGGGAGCUCAGCGAUGUGCGCUUUACAGUGGGUCGCCACUUUGGCCAGAUUCGUCAGUUUUCUGCGCAUAAGUUUGUCCUGGGCUUUCGCAGUCCCGUGUUCCGGACGAUGUUUUACGGCAGACUGCCUGAAAAGGGUCAGGAUACGAUUGACAUUCCGGAUAUUCAUCCAGACGCCUUUGGCAUCGUGCUAAGUUUCAUAUGCACCGACGAUGUGGAUAAUCUGGAUGCUGACAAUGUUUUCGCCACCUUGAGAUGCGCCGACAAAUACGAUUUGCUGAAUCCAGACAACUGUUUGUCUACGUUGAAGGAGGUACCAUCGCCUUACGACGCUCUUGGUUGGCAUGCGGAGAGCACCGUGGAAAUAUGUCUGGCUUUAGUGGAUGCGAAAACGGCUGCAGUUUUGCGAACGGAGGCAUUUGUUAACAUCUCUCGAUCGUUGCUGCGAACCAUUUUGCAGCGCGACACGCUGACUGCGGAGGAAAACGCUAUUUACUUGGCUGUUGAACGGUGGGCAGCAGCGGCAUGCACUCGUACCGGCACAGAUGCUUCUGGUGGGAACCGCCGCCUGAUGCUGGGUGGCGCGUUGUUUCUCGUACGAUUUCCGCUGUUGGGUAACUCUCAGCUGGCUGAAGGUCCCGGCAAGAGCGGUCUGCUGACCGAUGCAGAGAUGCUGAACUUGUUUAUGUACCGGAAUUCCUUGUUAUGUUGA